UAGACGUUUUACAGCACCGUAUAUAUUUUGCAUCGACGCCGCAAUUUUUAUCCGUGCGCAAACCGCUCUUUUAUUCUAUUUUCUUUAAACUUUAUUAGCAAAAUGAAUACGGGAUCAAACUGGCAAGAUCUCCGACCGAGAGAACGCAUGGAAUAUUUGUUGAGGACCGGCCACUUGUCGGAUUGCAGUUUUGUUGUCUAUGAUAACGAUGGUGAAAAAGUUAUCUUAAAAUGUCACAAAUUUAUUCUCAUGAGUGUUUCUCCUGUUUUCGAGCGCAUGUUUGAGGGCGACUUCGAAGAGGCAAAGAUACCCGAUAAUAUUGUCCUAGACGAUGUGUCGGGAAAUGACUUUAGGAAGUUUAUGGAAUAUUUGUACUGGCACGAUAAUCAUCGCCUGGACACAUAUGAUCUACAGACAUUGCAAACAUUGAUAUAUCUAAGCAAAAAGUUCAUGGUAACCUUUUUUACCACCAAUUGCUUGAAUGUGAUUAAACGGCGGCUAUGCAGCGGCUUAGAUGCGGAUGUGACUAUCGAUCUAUUUGAGUAUAGCCACCAGCUCGAAGAUGAAGAGCUAAUCAGCAGCAUUACAUCGAAAUUUCGUUUUAACCCGAAUGCCUAUAUCAAUGCGGCGGCAGUUUUUGAUCUAAGCUCGGAGGUCUUUUUAAAAUUUGUCGAGGAGCUAAAUGAUCUUGUUAGCGAUAAGGUACGAUUUAGUGUAAUAGAUCGUUAUUGUAGAAUACAUGGUCUAGUUGAAAGCUCGGCAAAAUCCUCACAACUGAAUUCAAUCGCUGACAGUGACCACGAAUAUGAAUGCGGAGAUUACUCACCGCUCACCAAAAGAAUUAAGCCAUUAUUAGAAUUACCAAAUGCAAAUAUUCAAAAUGCCGAAGCAUCAGAUCGAGAAAUAGGGAAUGAAUCAUUCAAGAAAGAUGAAAAUGAAAACGACACAGAAAACAGUUCAGAUGCUAAUACAGAGCAAAUGACGAGUGAACAAAGCGACGAAAAAGAGAACCAGAAAAAAGUAGAAUAUAUUAGUAAUCUAUUAAAAACUAUUAAAUUUACGUCGAUGACUCCGUAUGACUUUUGCGCUGGCCCAGGAACAUCCAAUUUACUAACAAUCGAAAAGAAAUACGAGGUGCUUUCUUCCAUUUGCAUUGCCGAUUACAAAAUGCGUCUGUUAUCUACUUUUUAGU
Drosophila navojoa is the source of this 1192-nucleotide messenger RNA. RefSeq names its product BTB/POZ domain-containing protein 1. The record is from RefSeq and is a predicted model, not a curated record. Lineage: Eukaryota; Metazoa; Arthropoda; Insecta; Diptera; Drosophilidae. Gene Ontology annotation, molecular function: protein binding.